Messenger RNA from Dipodomys ordii (Ord's kangaroo rat), 3949 nucleotides. It is a transcript of the gene Rap2c, whose product is annotated as RAP2C, member of RAS oncogene family. NCBI's taxonomy places the organism in Eukaryota, Metazoa, Chordata, Mammalia, Rodentia, Heteromyidae. The record is from RefSeq and is a predicted model, not a curated record. Gene Ontology annotation, biological process: negative regulation of cell migration; Rap protein signal transduction. The coding region runs from base 800 to 1351 and encodes 183 amino acids. Gene Ontology annotation, molecular function: GTP binding; GTPase activity; GDP binding. The transcript has 4 exons. Gene Ontology annotation, cellular component: plasma membrane.
AAAAAAAAGAAGUGGCUUAGUCUGGAGUCCCUGCGGCCUCCGCCGGUCGGCCCCCCCCCCGCCCCUUUCCUCUGGGCCUACAGUCGGACUGGGGCAGCUCUAAAAGACGCAGGAGCGAGGGUGGCCAUGGCCUUGGCGUGACUGAGUCUCUUGGGCGGCCGGGCGGGUGCAGACAGCAGGGCCGAUCGACCCCCGGCAGGAGCCGGGGAUCACACCGAGCCAUCCGGAAGACAGUGACUGCAAGCUGAGCCUGCAGGCCUGGACUGGCUGGGCGGCGCUCUUGCUUGCUUGCACGAAGCGGGGGGUCCCUGGGCCCCUUUGUGUGAAAGGGCGGGGGACGGUGCCAGGCAGCCAGUGGCCUUGGUUUCCGCGAACCCUGGGCCCCCUGGCCCCAAGUUCCACCCUCCUCCUUGAACCUCCCUCCCCCAUCCUGUUCCUCCUGGGGGCACGCUGCGUGUCUGGUGUCCCCUCCCCUCCCUCCAUCGCCUUCUGGGCUCGCCCUCCUCCCCACGCCCCCUGCCUGGGCUUCAGUUCCUAUAGGAAGGGCAUUACCAUCCCAUCCCCACCCACCCGACACUUGGCUCUCUCCCCUCCCCCUCCCGCAACUUCCUCUUCUUCUCCGCUGCUCGGGCUGGCUCGCUGCUCACGGCUCUUUGCUCGCUGGCUGGGCCCUCGCGGCUCUGCACUCCUCUCCCCAGCUCACAGAUUUCCGCCCACCUUCCGCCUCGCCUAGCCGCAGCGCAGCUAGCGGGGUGCUAUUUUUCCCCCCAUCUGGUAGCAGUUGGUGAAGGUGAGACUCAUGAGGGAGUACAAGGUAGUGGUGUUAGGGAGCGGAGGGGUUGGCAAAUCUGCCCUCACGGUGCAGUUUGUCACUGGGACUUUCAUUGAGAAAUAUGACCCGACCAUUGAAGAUUUCUACCGCAAAGAGAUCGAAGUGGACUCUUCCCCAUCCGUGCUGGAAAUUCUGGACACUGCAGGCACCGAGCAGUUUGCCUCCAUGAGAGAUCUCUACAUCAAAAACGGCCAAGGCUUCAUCCUGGUGUAUAGUCUGGUGAAUCAACAGUCUUUUCAGGAUAUCAAGCCGAUGAGAGAUCAGAUUGUCAGAGUGAAGAGAUAUGAAAAAGUCCCACUAAUCCUAGUAGGAAACAAAGUGGAUCUGGAACCAGAGAGAGAGGUUAUGUCUUCAGAAGGCAGAGCUCUGGCUCAAGAAUGGGGCUGUCCUUUCAUGGAAACAUCGGCAAAAAGUAAAUCAAUGGUGGAUGAACUUUUUGCUGAGAUCGUCAGACAAAUGAACUAUUCCUCCCUGCCCGAGAAGCAAGAUCAGUGUUGUACAACUUGUGUUGUCCAGUAAAAAGAAAAAAGAUAACCUCAAUCAUGGCCAUACCGAGCAGAUAAAACUCAGAGGAAAUUUGCACAGAUGCUGCUUUGGAGAACUUUACAACCUGGGUUGCAGAACUGAGCCUUGGUAAACCUGUCUCUAUUACAGCAUGUUGCCAUACAUCUAAUUAAGUGCAUAAGGUCUUUGGCCUUCAAGAUCCAACGACCUUCAACAGGAAUGCUUGUUCGCACGUUUACCAUACGUUUAAAAUCUGUUCUUUAUCAAAUCAGUCCUUUUAUAGCUUUUUAAGUUCUUAUUGAUGGCUAAUAUGCAAGGAUUAAUUUUUAAUAUUUUAAUUGAUUUCUUUAAUCAAUUUCUCAACUUGUAUUUAUUAAAUACUCAAACUCAGUAUUACCUACUCAAUGCCUUUUAAAAGAAAGUUGUAAUGGAGAAAAAAAAUGAGCCUUAAACAAAUGGUUACUUCUGUAUAUUACCUCGUACCAGAGCUUCAUCCUAUUUGUAAAAUCUUUCUCCUUUCAAUGGUUGGUUAAUACUUUGAGACUUUGUUUACGUGUGGCAGUGUUGUAAAAAGAAACUAAAGAUCACAUUUUACCUGUCUGGAUGGAAUAUCCCUUUUCUUCAAGUGCAGUUUGUGAUGUCUUUUUGUAAUGAACAUGUUCUGAAGGUUAUUGGAAAUUGAUGGUAGGGCAUUCAGUUGAAGAAGUUAAGCAUUUGAUUCCAUCAGGUUUUCACAUGUGUUAAUCUCAUUUACAGCAUUGAAUUGCAUCAGUAACAUUUUCCUUUCUGUGAAGUUCUAAUUUUAGUUAUGACCUACUUAGCAAGGCCUUUGAAAAGGGAUAUUGUAUCCAUGGUAAAUUAAUUGUAUACCUAAACAGAGAUAGCUCAGCUUUGCCUGUCAGGCUUGUCAUUGACAUCUAGUAGGCUUCUGCACAUGUAAAAUUGAAUUCAAAUAAAAUCAUAUACACUUUCUACUUCUUAAGAUUUGUCUUUUCAAAUAAUAGUUUAAAGCAAUAUCUGCUCAUGUUUUCUUGCACUAUCACAAUUGCUUUUUAGUUAUUUCUCAAGAAGCAUGUUCGUAGUUAAGAGACAAAAAUCUGUGUAACAGGAAGGAGAAUAGCACCAAUUCUCUGGGCUAUUUUUUGUUUUUUAUUUUUUUGCAAAUGUGCUUUCUAAUAGCCAUUGCCUUCCAUGUUGUUUACCUAAUCAGCACAUUUUAUCUGAAUACUUGAACAUUUUACCAGUAACAAACAGAGAGAAACAGAAAGAAAACUUAGAGUAACCUUUUGGUUGAAUUUUAGUAUCAUGACAACGAGCGCUUUUUCUAGCAGUGAUUUUUCACAUGUGUAAGUUUGACAGUAUUUCGUUGUUGGUUUUUGAUUUGGUUUUAUUUGUGUGCUUUUAAUUUGCAGAAGUUAGUAACUGCAGCUCACCUACUGCACCAAAGUUCUCGAUUUUAGGAGCCCAGCUUUAGUCAUUUGAACAUGCUUCUAAAUAAAGCAAAACAAGAAAACCAAAACUAUACUUUUGAUCUAUAAUAAUAGCUCAAUAACUUUGUCAAGGAAAGCUCUAAUAUAUGCAGUGAUGGUUUAUGGAAGGGUGUGGCAAUUUAAAAUUUAUAUUGUGUGUGAUGUUUAAAUAAAGUGAUAUCUACAUUCAUGUGAUUUCUUGGUCCGUAUGGCCAUUAAUUAUUGAGUAGAAAUGAAUUAAACUUUGAUUUCCUUUUUUUAAAUCGUGUUGCAUUUGAUUCCUGAUUAAAUUCCCUCAAAAUGAACUCUUCUUCUUAAUUUGGAAUUUUAUGGUGAGCUUGUAUGGGUACAGACAAUUGAAACAUUGUUCCUUUUUUAUAAACUGCUUGAAAUGAAUCCUGAAUUUAAGUUUGCACUUUAAUACGAAACUUAAAGAACCAAACACUCAUUUCAAAGUAGGUUGGUUAAGUGGUCAUGCUUCAUCAUUAUUAGCUUUGUAAAAUUCUAAAGGAAUCAAAUAACUCAUGAUGACAAAUUUCUGGCAAAUUAAUGAUUUUAUAGUGUUUCUUUUCUAUAGAUAUUAUUUCUUCUCUCCCUCCUUCCCUUCCCUCCCCUCUCCUCCCCUUCCCUCCCCUCCCUUCUCUUCCUCUUCUCUCCCCUCUCUUCCACUUCCCUUCCUUCUCUUUAUUAUAGUGUUCAUUGUCAUUGACCUCAGCAGCAAAUUUAUCUUGGAUUCAUUUAGGAUUACAGGAAUCAGGGGAAAGUGAUUUUAAAGGUGGUUUCUCCAGCACAUUUUAAGAAAAGGGACCAAAAGUUAUUUUAGCUUCCUCGAUAGAUUGCAUGUUACUUAUUAGGAUAAUAAAUUAAUAUUAAAUACAAUAUAUGUCUUGUCUUUACUCUGGCAUCUGUUUAGGAGUUGUUCGAAUCACUGCAGUAGGGCUCUGCAUAUAAAAUCAUGGAUCUAAUGUACUGUAACUUUAUCCGUGAAAGAUAAAAAAUCUCAAAUAACAAGUACAAACAUUGAACAAUUACCUAUAAAGAUUUGUAAAAGUAAAAUUUUUCCAAUAGAUUUCAUUCUUGUCAUUUUGUAAGACGACCCUGCAGUCCACCUGUUUGUAACUUUUUUAAUAAAAUAGACAUCUGU